UUGGACCGCCUCUCUCCUCCCGUCAAAAUUCGGGUGUUGUCGUCUCGAAGCACCCUGUCGGUCGGAGGAGGAAAAGGAACGGAGACGGGGACUCGUAUUGGUUUGCGUUAAAAAAAAGGGGGGAAAAGUCCAAAGUUGUCAACAGUUCUCAGCAAACGUCAGCGGAAAGUGAAAUCGGCGCGACUCUACAGCUUUCAAGUGGGCAGUGUGUGUUUCAUAGCCGAGGGAAAGGUCUCCUCCCAGCGUGUGUUGACGGAUACAGCUCGACUCAGUGCAAGGAGACACGGAAAGACCUGAGUGCACGUAAACCACCUCGGCCAGCGCGGAUUGCCCAGGAUGUCUUCGAAGGCUCACAGUUCUAACAACAUCGCCCAUGCCAGGCGGACUGUGCAGCAGCUGAGGAUAGAGGCCAACAUCGAGAGGAUAAAGGUAUCCAAGGCCUCCGCGGACCUUAUGACUUACUGCAAUGAUCACUCCAAGACCGAUCCUCUCCUCAUGGGCAUCCCCGCCUCAGACAAUCCCUUUAAGGACAAAAAGCCCUGCACUAUAUUGUAGGGGUUGAUACCACUCGUGCCUUGAUGGGAGUCGUUUUUGGCUUAUUAAAUGUCGCUGUGUUCUGUUUGUCGGGAGGAGCGAGGGGUGGAUCGUGAUCGUAUUAUUACCACGGGCUCAUCUCUUUUUGUGUUAACAAAUUACUGACGCAACCCUGCUUUUGUGUUCUGGCUUGUUUCGUUUAGUUUUUUUUUCUUUUGGACAGAACAAAGAAAGUGUUUCUGCGGCUCCAACACUCAAGUCUUUAAUCGCUGUGCCACUCUUCGGUCUGUUCUGAUGACCACUAGCAAGCCUUUGGCUGCAACGAAUUAACAUGGCAACAGGCACGUCCUAGAGUCACCGGCGGUCCUCGGCUUUGUGAUUUCUCGUAACGGGCAGCGACUGUUAGCAUCUCUCUGCGGGUUCAUGUGGGCCUUUUUAUUUUAUUUUUUGUUCAAUUUCACUUUCAAAAUUUCCACCGGCAACCUUUAAUGUUUAAUGUUCAGAUGGCUGAAGAUUCAGGGUUUUUUUUCAAGGUGAGCUUGUUACCGUGGCGUCCGUGACAAUCCACAUUCCAUGUAAUCCAUCUCGAGGUGAUUAUCACCUUGAAAUGUCAGGUUCAGACACUUUUUUGGAGGUUAUUUCAUAAUCUCGCUCGCGAGGCUCUCCAAAUAAGAGGCACGGUGUGCUUGCUUCAGGUUGUAAAAUUGGCCCAUAAAACAAAAGAGAAUUUAAAACAUGAUAUAUUUAGGCACCAAAAUGUUUGACCAACCAGAUCAUUUCUUGAUAACAAACGUCGUCAUUUCAGUUACGUCCAAUGCAAAAUUAGCAUAAAUAUUACAGCAAUUAUAGACCGUCAAACAACUGCCGCGUAAACACAAGCAUCAUUCAAAAUACACUACUCAAAGGCUUGUUGUGGCACACUGUGGUACUGCCCUAACGGCGCAAAAACUACCGGUACUCAAUUUGGAUUUGUCUGUGUGCUGUUAAACAAAUCGACAAAAAUCGUCCGAUAUUUGGCAGAUUUUUUUUUUCCUCUACCAAAGGACAAAGGAUUGUAAAACACUCAAAUGUUCUGCCUAUAAUUCAUAGAUUGUGAGGGACCACAAAACAGAAAUGUCUGUCUUCAUUAUAAAUAUUAAUCGGCUGAUUAAUCGAUUAUCGGAUUUUUAUUCUGCCAAAUAUCGGAAUCGGCAUCAGCCUCCCAAAAAAUGUGUCGGGCCCAAGUAAAAAGACAUGAAAAAAACUAUCGCUUACAAACCCUUGACAUAGUGGGGGGGUUCACUGUGCAAUCAAUAGUUGUCCGUAUGUAACAUUGAGAACAGAAAUGUCUUUGGAUGAUUUCAGCGAGGAGACGCCUUCGUCAGCUGACAUCCUUCGAAUAGGGUUGAAUUGUGACAUUAAACUACUCGGACCAAAGCUGUAAAAGCAGCCUUUAAAGACCACCGCCAGAUUCCAACACUGGUGCAGUUCAGCUCGUUCGCUCAGCUCGCUACGGUUUGAAAUUGUAAAAUCUUGAUCCGGUUUGACUUUCCUGGGUUGUCGUUUCCAAUGUUCGGUGCUAUGGUGACAGCUGUAUCCCACAAAUAAAGCCCAAGACAUGACAUCAUAACCUGUCUAUGAAUUUGAAAAAGCCAAACAUCGUAAUUCACGAUCGAAAUGUGUUCCUGCGGAUAAUUCUUUCCACUGCGUUGCCUUCAUUUAGCCGUUUUCCCCUCCCGAAAAUUGCUACACUGAAGUAUAUUUUUGAAAUUAAUUUAUUUCAGGAAAUUGUCACUUGAACCAUUUUAUAUAUAUAUUUUGUUUAUUACCUACAGUGGUGCCUUGCGAUCCAAACAAGUGCCUUGACUUAUCACUUUUUACCCGUAACAGCAUUCACUUGUUUUUUUUGUUUUUUUUUGUCUUGAGGCAAGAGCAAAAAUUUGAGAUCCAAGCGCGCUUCAGCCCCUUGUGUUUUGUGCUCACGUUUUCCGUUUUUGCUAGUUAGGUGGAGAGCUAUUUUUUUUUUCUGCAGUUCAAUAUGGCGGAGUGCAGUUUUUCAUGGGGAAAAGAAAAAAAAAAAAACAAGCGCAGUCACGGAACGAAUUCACCUCGAAUCUCAAGGCACCACUGUAAUUGGGUGAUUAUUCGAGGCGCAACGAUUCAUCAAUAAAACAGCAACCAAUUCAUCCUUAAAUUGAUCAUUCAUUUUGAUCAUCGAUGAAUAGGUUCCAUUCCUUUCUUCAUUCAAAAUUGGCCAAAUUUUCAGAGUUCCUGCUUCUCCAUAGUAAAUCUCCUCCAUUUCUGUCGUCCUCCAUGAGAGUGGCCCGAUUAUCAAAUCCAAAUAAAACAACCAUCAACAUUUUUUGCGUCUUUCCAACCUGUUACGGACCAAACCAGUGCCUGGCGUAAAUUAUGUUGAUUUAAAAUAUAUUCACCUUUUUGGAUAAAGCGAUGGAAAAUAUGGAUUAAAAAAAAUGUUAUCCGAUGAAUCUUUUAUUGAAAUAAUCGUUAGUUGCACCCCUAAAAAAUCGUAAUUGAAAAAGUUUUUAAAAAUGCCACGAUUGUAUUACUAAAACAAACAAUUUUACAUGUUUUACAUUCACAAUCUUAGUUUUUUUCCUUUAUUUUUUGAGACCUAAUCUACAAAAAAAACUGGCCCUGAGCAAAAAAGGUUUGUCAUAAACUUUGGUACCCAAGUGGUAAGGUACCAAAAAUGGCAAAACUGUCUGCUGGACUGCACUAAUGGUGGAAACAUGCUCAUCGAUCCAGAAUCUGGUGGUCCAUUGAACCAAAAAAAAAAAAAAGUUGGACAAAACGUGUGUCACACUUAAUCGCCUUACUUAUGCUUGCCUUGUAUUCCGAAGAACACUUACUGGGAGAACUGUGGUUGAAUUUGCAGGAUGGGAAUCAUUUUUGAUAAUAGCGUGAAAGUGAACGGUGCCAUCUUUGUGUCUGCGCGUGGUGCAAAGCCUCUCAUAUCUCGUUGGAUUCGCCUGGUGCUUCUCUUUUCCGCAGUUAUUGUUAUCUAACUGAUUGUUUGGGGUUUUCUUUUUUUUUUUUUGGUCUCUUAACAGUUGCUUCCCCUUGUUUGCAAUAAUUCCCAUCAACCUCUUAAGAAAUGUUUAGCUUGCCACUGCCAUGUCAUUUCUGUCAGUGAAGCAACUUUACUGUACAACUGUUCCAUUUGAUAGCGUGUCAAAAUCUGUAUUUUGAGGAACGUCUUUAUUAUUCAUAAAGCAACGUUUGUAUGAAGAUGAACGAAGUGAAGCAAAGCGUUCCUAUUCCUGUUCCAAUAUCUCAAUAAAAAAAAAAACGUGUUGUGUCAA
Messenger RNA from Hippocampus comes (tiger tail seahorse), 3839 nucleotides. Its product is annotated as guanine nucleotide-binding protein G(I)/G(S)/G(O) subunit gamma-12-like. Gene Ontology annotation, molecular function: G-protein beta-subunit binding. The record is from RefSeq and is a predicted model, not a curated record. The coding region runs from base 337 to 555 and encodes 72 amino acids. The transcript is spliced from 4 exons. Gene Ontology annotation, biological process: G protein-coupled receptor signaling pathway. Lineage: Eukaryota; Metazoa; Chordata; Actinopteri; Syngnathiformes; Syngnathidae. Gene Ontology annotation, cellular component: heterotrimeric G-protein complex.